Molecule: messenger RNA, 1798 nt
Organism: Sesamum indicum (sesame)
Lineage: Eukaryota; Viridiplantae; Streptophyta; Magnoliopsida; Lamiales; Pedaliaceae
Product: protein BZR1 homolog 1
Biological process (GO): brassinosteroid mediated signaling pathway; DNA-templated transcription
Molecular function (GO): DNA-binding transcription factor activity
Source: RefSeq, a predicted model, not a curated record
AGUAAAGCGUGGGGCGGGCAUUGUCCUCGUGACCACUGACCGCCAUGUCCCAAUCAACCCCCUCACCUCCCCAACAUUAACAACUAUCACUCCAAUAAUUGACACAGUUCACACACUAACGUUGUUCGGUGUGUUCUCCGGCGGCCGAGGAAGUGCGAUGACAGCCGGUGGUUCAUCAACGGGGCGGCUGCCGUCUUGGAGGGAGAGGGAGAACAACAAGAGAAGAGAGAGGAGGAGAAGGGCCAUUGCCGCCAAAAUCUACUCCGGGCUUCGAGCUCAGGGCAAUUACAAGCUCCCCAAGCACUGUGACAACAACGAAGUUCUCAAGGCCCUUUGCGCGGAGGCUGGUUGGGUUGUUGAAGAAGAUGGCACCACUUAUCGCAAGGGAUGUAAGCCACCCCCAGCUGAUACUCCAAUGACCUCGACAAAUAUCAGCGCGUGUUCGUCAAUGCAACCAAGCCCGAAUUCUUCUGCGUUUCCCAGUCCCUUGCCUUCUUACCAUGCCAGCCCUACAUCGUCCUCAUUUCCAAGUCCAUCGCGCUGUGAUGGAAAUCCUACCUCCUUCAUUCUCCCUUACCUUCGCAACUUAGCUAUCCCAUCCUCCCUUCCUCAUCUGCGUAUAUCUAAUAGUGCCCCCGUUACCCCACCUCUUUCCUCUCCGACCCGAAGUUCAAAGCCCAAGCCUCAUUGGGACUCUAUCCCCAAUGGUUCAUUAAAUUCUUUUCUUCACCCUAUUUCCGCUGCCUCUGCCCCAUCUAGCCCUACACGCCGUCAGCGUUUUACACCAGCGCCAAUUCCAGAAUGUGAUGAAUCUGAUGUCUCAACGGUUAAUUCUGUUCGGUGGGUCAGUUUCCAGUCAGGGCCAGCCCCAGCUGCUCCCCCUUCACCUACUUAUAAUCUUGUUCAAGCUGUAGCUCAGCAGACUUCUCUCCAGGGAAAAUUUGUUUCUUGUAGUGAAUUGGGAUGGGGAUCAGCGGCAAAGAGGGCACAGGGACCUGAAUUUGAGUUUGAGAGUGGUGCAGUAAAAGCAUGGGAAGGUGAAAAGAUACAUGAAGUUGGCAUGGAUGAUCUGGAACUCACACUUGGAAGCGGAAAAGCUCAUGCUUAGUGUUCCAGCUAUUAAGGCCAAAGAAACCAUUGUCUUCAUAUCCGUAAACUCCUUAUUUGUUCAACAAUUGCUGCCAGAGCCAUUCAUAGCACGUUGCUUGGAUCUCAUAUCUACAUAAAUGUUUCCAUUGGCUGCAUACUGUUUCGUGGGCAACCAAUAUUACUUGAACUUAAACGGCUCAGCUGAUGAGGAGACGAUGACUUGGCGAGCUACAUAGAACUAAAUUCUAUACAGUAGUAGUUUUGGGGCAAUUAAAUGGAGAAAGCACCGUCUUUGGCUUGUUUGUUCAUCCCCAUUGAUCAAGAAUUCUGUUUCCGUUGCAUGUGGCAUGGCUACACAAGCUCGAGAUGUGCAAUUGCUUCUGUUCUUUUGUCAAAUAGACUGCUACUUGGCUACUGGUUCAAGUACUAGUUUGUUUCUCUGGCUGGGUGGCCAGUUCUGUUAUAUCUGAGUUGCCACAAAUUAUCAUCAUUGACAUCAUUGGCAGAAUGAUCAAUUGGCCCUCUGGAGUUAAGAAUGUAAUAUUAGAAUGUUAUGGUCAAGACAUUGUGUCCAUGUAUCAAAUACUACAGUUUGUUUGAGAAUUUGUUCUACUGCCAAUGAAGUGUCAACGUAAUGCUUAAAAUUGAGGUUGCAGUGAAUAUGAGGUCAUGAGUUUAAAUACAAUCAAAUUUGUAGAUAUUUAUCUCA